Messenger RNA from Peromyscus maniculatus bairdii (prairie deer mouse), 862 nucleotides. It is a transcript of the gene Prdx5, whose product is annotated as peroxiredoxin 5. NCBI's taxonomy places the organism in Eukaryota, Metazoa, Chordata, Mammalia, Rodentia, Cricetidae. The record is from RefSeq and is a predicted model, not a curated record. Gene Ontology annotation, biological process: cell redox homeostasis; hydrogen peroxide catabolic process; cellular response to oxidative stress. Gene Ontology annotation, cellular component: peroxisome; cytoplasm; mitochondrion. Gene Ontology annotation, molecular function: thioredoxin peroxidase activity.
CGGAGCGGACUCGGCACCCGCCUCUGGUGGGCCGACCUAGCGGCGGGCGGGGGGCUGCGGCGACGGGCCCGACAUGCUACUCCCAAGGAUACGCGUCCUGGGCGGCGCAGCCGGUUCGGUGCUCCGUUCAGCUGCUACCUGGACGUGCGAGGCAGGCCGAGCAAGCCGGGAAGCAGCAGGGUGGGAGCCUAGCGGGGCCCGCAGCUUCAGCAGCGCCGCAGUGGCUAUGGCCCCGAUCAAGGUGGGAGAUGGCAUCCCCUCGGUGGAGGUGUUUGAAGGGGAGCCUGGGAAGAAGGUGAACCUGGCAGACCUGUUCAAGGGCAAGAAAGGAGUCCUGUUUGGAGUGCCUGGGGCUUUCACGCCUGGCUGUUCUAAGACCCACCUGCCUGGGUUCGUGGAGCAAGCUGGGGCUCUGAAGGCCAAGGGAGUGCAGGUGUUGGCAUGUCUGAGUGUUAAUGACGUCUUUGUGACUCAAGAGUGGGGUCGAGCCCACCAGGCGGAAGGCAAGGUUCGGCUCCUGGCUGACCCCACUGGGGCCUUUGGGAAGGAGACAGGUUUAUUACUGGAUGAUUCUUUGGUGUCUCUCUUUGGGAAUCGCCGGCUGAAGAGGUUCUCCAUGGUGGUAGACAAUGGCAUAGUGAAGGCACUGAAUGUAGAGCCGGAUGGCACAGGCCUCACCUGCAGCCUGGCCCCCAACAUCCUCUCACAACUCUGAGGCCCUGACCAGAUGAAGAAGGUCCUCUGUCCUUCCCAUCUUCCCUGCUCAGCUCUAGGCUGAGAGGCCCAGCACCUUCUCACCUGGGGCCACUUAAAUGGAAUGUUGAUCAUAUUUCUGCAAUAAACAGUCUUGAUUUGUGUCUGC